Messenger RNA from Solanum verrucosum, 944 nucleotides. Its product is annotated as osmotin-like protein OSML81. The transcript has a single exon. Gene Ontology annotation, cellular component: extracellular region. Bases 31 to 771 code for a protein of 246 amino acids. The record is from RefSeq and is a predicted model, not a curated record. Lineage: Eukaryota; Viridiplantae; Streptophyta; Magnoliopsida; Solanales; Solanaceae. Gene Ontology annotation, biological process: defense response.
GUCCUCAUAUAUAAAUUUCAACAAAUUAACAUGGGCUACUUGAGAUCUUUUAUUUUCUCCCUUCUUGCUUUUGUGACUUACACUUAUGCUGCCACUAUCGAGGUACGCAAUAACUGUCCAUACACCGUGUGGGCAGCAUCGACCCCAAUAGGCGGUGGUCGACGUCUCAAUAAGGGCCAAACAUGGGUCAUUAAUGCUCCAAGGGGAACUAAGAUGGCACGUAUAUGGGGUCGUACUGGUUGUAACUUCAAUGCUGCAGGAAGGGGUUCGUGUCAGACUGGUGAUUGUGGUGGAGUCUUGCAGUGUACCGGGUGGGGUAAGCCCCCAAACACCUUGGCUGAAUAUGCCUUGGAUCAGUUUAACAACCUAGAUUUCUGGGAUAUUUCUCUAGUUGACGGAUUCAAUAUUCCGAUGACUUUUGCCCCUACCAAACCUAGUGCUGGGAAAUGUCAUGCAAUUCAUUGCACGGCCAAUAUAAAUGGUGAAUGUCCUCGCGCCCUUAAGGUACCUGGAGGAUGUAACAAUCCUUGUACCACGUUUGGAGGACAGCAAUAUUGCUGCACCCAAGGUCCAUGUGGUCCUACAGAGUUGUCCAAAUUUUUCAAGAAAAGAUGCCCCGAUGCUUAUAGCUACCCACAAGAUGAUCCUACUAGCACAUUUACUUGUCCUGGAGGUAGUACAAACUAUAGGGUUGUCUUUUGUCCUAAUGGUGUUGCUGAUCCAAAUUUCCCCUUGGAGAUGCCUGCAAGUACUGAUGAAGUGGCCAAGUAAAUUUGAGUCUCUUUCUUUAAAAUUACUUCAAAUGGUCGAGUGAUCUCUCGUGUAAUGAAAAAUCUUAAUUGCCCAAUUAGUUAACUAUUUGAACUUUUACUUUAUUGGUGAGAGUUUGUAAUAGACUUAAGACCUAAAUAAGAGUUACAUCCCACGUGUACUUUUCUUGAUGU